AUGAGUAAUGGUGAAGUAGUAGACCGAAGAUGGUUAGUUUAUUCGAAAACUAUGGACCGUGUUUAUUAUUAUGUAUGUAAACUAUUUGAACCAACAUUAAACACUUGUUUGGCCAAUGUUGGUUGCGAUGAUUGGGGGCAUUUGUCUAAUAUAUUAAAAACCCAUGAAAGAAAUAAAAACCACUAUAUUAACACCACGAAAUGGUUUGAAAUAAAAAAUAAUCUGUCUUUAUCCAACACAUUGGAUAAUGAGUUUUUAGCAAUUUUUGAAAAAGAAAAACAACACUGGCGAAAUGUUUUGAUUAGGAUCGUUGCAGCUAUUAAAUUUUUAUGUAAACGUUCGCUGGCUUUCCGUGGUAAAUCUGAUAUAAUUUUAACUAAGAACAAUGGAAACUUCCUCGGGCUUAUAGAAAUGCUUGCCGAAUUUGAUCCUACUAUGAUUGAACAUAUCAGUAGAAUUAAAAACAAAGAAACUCAUGACCAUUACUUAAGUCACCAAAUUCAGGACAAAUUGAUACAAAUUU
Molecule: messenger RNA, 523 nt
Organism: Myzus persicae (green peach aphid)
Lineage: Eukaryota; Metazoa; Arthropoda; Insecta; Hemiptera; Aphididae
Product: zinc finger MYM-type protein 5-like
Exons: 1
Source: RefSeq, a predicted model, not a curated record